AUGGAUGUUACAAAUCUUUACACGAAUAUUACCACCUCUCUUGGUCUCAAGGCACUUGAAUACUGGAUCGAUAAAUAUCCACAUAAAAUUCAUUGCCGUUUUAGCAAACAGUUUAUCCUAGAGGCCAGUGAUAUAGUUUUGAAAAAUAAUACAUUCGCAUUUGACGAUAAACAUUAUGAACAACGUAAAGGAACUGCCAUGGGGACAAAAAUGGCCCCUACUUAUGCCACCCUCACCCUAGGAUACCUGGAGGAAAUCAUGUACGAAAAAACAAAACAGCAUUUAGAUGAACAGACAACAGGAAAUAUAAAAAGCAAUUGGAAAAGAUACAUGGAUGACUGUUUUAUCAUUUGGAACGACACUGAUGCUAACUUAGAAGCUUUCGUAAAUAUGAUGAACGAUCUGGAUCCAGACAUCAAAUUUACAAUGGACAAAAGUUUUCAGAGCAAUCCAUUUUUAGAUAUCCUUACGAAACACGAGGAGCAUUUAUCGACUAUAUUUACUACAAACCAACAGAUACCCAUAAAUACCUUCACUUUAGUUCCUGCCAUCCAAGCCAUACAAAACGCUCAAUUCCUUAUAACUUAG
Molecule: messenger RNA, 588 nt
Organism: Saccostrea cuccullata (small rock oyster)
Lineage: Eukaryota; Metazoa; Mollusca; Bivalvia; Ostreida; Ostreidae
Exons: 1
Coding region: 1-588 (195 amino acids)
Source: RefSeq, a predicted model, not a curated record